Molecule: messenger RNA, 1257 nt
Organism: Lachancea meyersii CBS 8951
Lineage: Eukaryota; Fungi; Ascomycota; Saccharomycetes; Saccharomycetales; Saccharomycetaceae
Source: the annotation of a GenBank genome assembly
AUGUCUAAAAAACAGGAAUAUAUCGCGAAAAUUCGAUACAGAAAUGAUUUGCCGCCACCUUUAUUGCCCCCCAAGCUUCUAAGAUACCAAGAUUCAGCGGAUGAAUCAGCAGAUUCUGGUAAACUGGUAACUUCGUUGUACGCCAAAACAAAUGUUACGCCUUUGAUAAAGAUUAAUGAGGACUUGGGUAUGCCAAUGGAUCUGAUGGAACUGCCAGGGCUUCUGAACCACCAGGAUUCUCGUCUUCUUCUUGGCUUCGAAAACAUUAAGCUGCAUCCGGAGGAUAGAGCUCUUUUGAGAGAUCCAAGAGUGGACAAAUUGACCAAGACAGACAUGUCGAAAGUGACGUUUUUGAGAAGAACCGAGUACGUUUCAUCGUCGCAAACCGCGAAGCAGAGUACAAAGAAAAGGGCAGCAUCGGAGGCACUAGAGCCGGACGAGGAAAUCUUGACCCCUGCUCAACGGGUCAAACGAGUUGAAAACACAUUUGAUUGCAUCACCGAUGACCUUUCAAAGAUCCGUCAUCCAACCAAGAAAAACGUGCACGCAGUCAAGACCUGGGACUUGCUGCCAGAUACCUCAGCGAUGGACCAGACUUUUUUUACGAUUCGCUUCGUUGGGUCUGCAGCUUUGGAUAAGCAAGAAAAGGACCAACUGGCACUCUCGACCGCCCUUUUCCGGCCCGUAGAACUGGAAGAAGACGAGUGGGUUUCGCUUUACACAACCAACAGGGACGACUCGGCUACUUACGAGAAAAACCUGGAACAACAAAUCGACGAGAUUGUGGACGACGACAAAGCUUACGAGUUCAAGCGUCUACGGGAUUUUGAUAUGAAACAUCAACAGCCUACAGGGUCGGGUCUGUUUAGCGAGUUGGCCUUGAGAUUCAAUGACGAUAAAAAGACAAUCUAUUUCACACCAAUACGGUCGCGGAUCGAGCUGCGUCGGAGACGUAUCAACGAGGUUAUCAAGCCAUUGGUACGUGAAAAUAAUCUGGACCAGGUCAACAUCACAAUCAGAAACCCAACGCCGCAAGAAACACGUCGCAGGGACCUAAUUCGCAUGAAAUUCGAUCCUAUAGAUUUUCCCAACAUAGAAGACGAUGAACAAGCAGACUUGCAGGACGAAGAUGCUGCAAAUUCAAAAGACAGCCAGCCAGCAGCUUCAUCAGAGGAAGCGUCCGAGCAGAAGAACGAUGAGUCUCGGGAGCAGUCUUCGACUGCAGAUGCCAGUGUUGCAGCUUCCGACAACCAAUAA